UUCGUUCAGCGUAUUCGAUGCAUGCGCGUUUUGGCCGUUUUGUGUCAGUCGCGCUUCGUCCGUGCCGUAAGUCGGUCAGCUGUUCUGUCGUCGAGCAGUCGGGUGUACGCAGGUGUACGAUCGUGCAACGUCAUGUCGGUCCGGAGUGAAAAUUACACCGUUGACAUAGGAGAUAUGCGAAUAAAAUACAAAGAUAAAAAUGAAACCUUUACGGAAGAUAAUUUGAUUAGCAAGGAACCUAUCGAGCAGUUCAAAGUAUGGUUUGAAGAGGCCUGCAAUACUCCGCAAAUUUUGGAACCUAAUGCGAUGAUUCUCGCGACAGCAACGAGAGAUGGAGUACCAUCCGUGCGCGUGGUGUUGCUGAAAGGCUUCGGCACUGAAGGCUUCAAGUUCUACACGAAUUACGACAGCAGAAAAGGUCGCGAAUUAGCUGAAAAUCCGCAGGCCGCGCUGACUUUCUAUUGGGAAUCUCUUAGACGAAGCGUACGUAUCGAAGGUCUCGUGAAAAAAACCUCGGCGGAAGAUUCGGACCGUUAUUUCCAAAGCCGCCCGUAUGAAAAUAAGAUCGGAUCUAUGGCCAGCAAGCAGAGCAGCGUGAUCGCCAGCAGACAGACUCUGAUUGUAAAAGAAAGAGAACUGCUUGCACAGUUCCCAGAAAAUCAGAUUAAAAGACCCGCUUGCUGGGGCGGUUAUCUCGUCGUGCCAUAUUCCGUAGAAUUCUGGCAAGGUCAGAGCGAUCGACUUCACGACAGAAUCCGUUUCAGACGUCCGAAAAUGAACGAGAAAGUGGACAAUAUUCUUGUGCACAAAGGAGAGGAUGGAUGGGUGUACGAGAGACUCUCGCCAUAAAAAAAACAUCGCAACAAAAAUCGUUUCUUAACAAAAGACGAAUGAAAAAGUUUACUUUCGUAUACGUAAGCAGAAAACAAAUCUUGCUGUGGAAGAAUCGCUACUGCUGACAUAUUUUACUGUAAUUACAUUCCGAGCCGAUACCUCAGUAUUAAGACAAUAAUGUUAUACACCAGACGUUUGUUUUUGAUGCAGUUUCCUCGUGAGUUUCAGAAUUUCUCUGCUCACUCCUGAAAUAUAUAUAUAGUUAAUAUUGUUGAACCAGUAAAAAAGAAAAAUAUAUUUACGAUUAAUCGUUAA
Molecule: messenger RNA, 1149 nt
Organism: Wasmannia auropunctata (little fire ant)
Lineage: Eukaryota; Metazoa; Arthropoda; Insecta; Hymenoptera; Formicidae
Product: pyridoxine-5'-phosphate oxidase
Exons: 6
Coding region: 22-849 (275 amino acids)
Biological process (GO): pyridoxine biosynthetic process; pyridoxal 5'-phosphate biosynthetic process
Molecular function (GO): pyridoxamine phosphate oxidase activity; FMN binding
Source: RefSeq, a predicted model, not a curated record